Messenger RNA from Tribolium castaneum (red flour beetle), 2076 nucleotides. It is a transcript of the gene Start1, whose product is annotated as Start1. NCBI's taxonomy places the organism in Eukaryota, Metazoa, Arthropoda, Insecta, Coleoptera, Tenebrionidae. Gene Ontology annotation, molecular function: lipid binding. The record is from RefSeq and is a predicted model, not a curated record. Bases 372 to 1793 code for a protein of 473 amino acids. Gene Ontology annotation, cellular component: endoplasmic reticulum-endosome membrane contact site; lysosomal membrane; late endosome membrane. The transcript has 9 exons.
UGGCCACCCUGCCGCUGUCAUUGUCAUUUGACAGAAGAGUGAUGGUCUUGAAAAUUUUAUUUUUUACUUUGAUAAACAAUAAUAUGUUGUAAAACUCCGUACAUAAAAUUUUGAAGUGUAAAUAACAAGUCGGUUCGAAUUUAAAAAAAUUGUUUUUCCUCAAAUCGAAUCAUUCAUAUCAGAAACAAAAAUGGAAAUGUAAAAACCUGAAGGCCUUUUUAGCAAUGUUUGUUUUGGUAAAGAAUUAAAUUAAUGGUUCCUGUGUGGGUUUCUUGGGGCAAUGCAGUGAUUUCCGCGUGUGUAAAAUACAUUAUCACUUAUCUCACCUUUCUUUGUUUAAAUUACGAUCAGUUUGCUUCUACUGCACAAAAAUGGAUCAAGAAAUUCGCCAGGCAGCUGAAAGUCUAAUGCAGUCCAACAGCUACAAUAUUCAGUCACCAACAUUAGAUAUCUCUCAUUCACAUAGUAUUAACACAAUACCAUCCCUGCGUCCCGACUAUAUAAUCUCUGAAGACUUGUUAGCUGGACACCGUGCCAAUGGCAGGAUGUCCACUGUUAGAAGAUUCUUCUGCAUGUUUGUUACGUUUGAUUUGUUGUUUACCGGACUUAUGUGGCUCAUUUGUGUGAUGUUGAAAGGUGAAAACAUUAUGAAAGCUUUAAAUGAACAAAUUUAUCAUUACAACGUACAAACUUCGUUAUUUGAUGUGGUGCUAGCGGCCCUUUGCCGUUUCGUAGUCUUAUUAUUAUUUUAUGCUUUAAUUUAUAUGAACCACUGGAUCAUAGUUUCUAUAUCAACAACGUUAACUUGUGUAUUUCUCACAGCUAAAGUUUUUCUCUAUGAUUGGCCACAUUCCACACAGCCAGUGUUUGAGGUGCUUCUAGUUUUGACUUCAUUUGUUCUAUCGUGGGGUGAGGCUUGGUUCCUCGAUUUCCGGGUAUUGCCCCAAGAGUCACAUGCUCGGAGGUUUCUUAUUACUAAUACAGAUUCAGAAAGGGCGCCAUUAAUUCAAAGUUAUGUUCGUGGAUUGCCAUCGAUGUAUACUGAAAGUGUUGGGAACUUUUAUUCACCUCUUGCCUCGCCUGACGGCUCCAUGUAUGGGUUCAACUCAGGCCCGGUGUUGGGCAGGUACCCACCAAUAGCACUAUCAAGGGAACAAGAAGAAAAUUACAAAACCCUGGCUGCUAAAGCAAUGCAAGAAGCUUGGGAUUUGUUGCAUAAGAAAGAUUGGAAGUUGGAGAAAGCCAGUGGGGCUGAUUCAGUUCAUACCAUGACUGUGCCUAAAGUAGGGAAAAUCUUCAAACUCACUGCGUUUUUGGAUGUUACUCCAAAGUUUUUACUUGAUGAAUUAUUUUAUCGUGUAGAAAGUCUCUCACAAUGGAACCCAGCUAUAUUGGAAUCUCACAAAGUGCAAGUGAUUGACGAACACACUGAUAUUAGUUAUCAGAUUGCUGCUGAUGGCGCUGCUGGUGUUGUUAGUAGCAGAGAUUUUGUUAACUUGCGACACUGGGCUUAUUUAGAAAAUCGGUAUGUUAUUGCCUGUGUGGGGACGGAACAUCCUUCUUUGCCCAAAAAUGACAAAUACAUUAGGGGCGAGAACCGGGCUGGCUGUUGGGUGAUGCAAGAAGACCCUAACAACUGCAACAAGUGCAUCUUCCAGUGGGUUCUCAACACGAAUCUAAACGGUUGGAUACCGCAGUAUAUCAGAGAUACGGCAUUUAUCGGUGUGAUGUUCGACUACGUGAAGCAUUUAAAACAACACAUAGCGCGGCUGCGUGAGAGUGGCAGACUUUAAAUAUUUUUAAGUCCAACUGUAGAUAUUUUAAGUCCAAAUUUUGAUCACUUUGCUUCCCUAUAUACUUACACGAGUACCACAAUUCGGCGUUUUGUUUAAUUUUUGUGGUCAUAACUGAAACGCAUUUACUUCUGUGAGAAGUUGAAAAAGACUGUGAUCAUUGUAGACGUAAUAGGAAUCCAGCAAGUGUUGUCUAGGGUAAAAAUGCAUUUUGUGAACAUUUUUUAUUCUUAUUUAAUGCUUAUGGAGAGUCAUUUGUGACCAAUAAACUUUUUUACUGAAA